This is a messenger RNA of Pichia kudriavzevii, 1212 nucleotides long. RefSeq lists its product as uncharacterized. The coding region runs from base 1 to 1212 and encodes 403 amino acids. The record is from RefSeq and is a predicted model, not a curated record. Gene Ontology annotation, cellular component: perinuclear region of cytoplasm; nucleus; cytosol. Gene Ontology annotation, biological process: nucleocytoplasmic transport; activation of GTPase activity. The transcript has a single exon. NCBI's taxonomy places the organism in Eukaryota, Fungi, Ascomycota, Pichiomycetes, Pichiales, Pichiaceae. Gene Ontology annotation, molecular function: small GTPase binding; GTPase activator activity.
AUGUCCACUGUUCAUUCUAGAGACCUAGGUAUCCCAGAAACCCACUUUUUUUCAAUCAGAAACAAAGGUCUUAAGCUGGAUACAGCAGAAGAUAUUCAGCCAUACAUUGACGAAUUGCUAAGCUUAAAAGACGUUGCAAAGGUUGACAUAUCCGGUAAUACCAUUUCCCCAGAAUGUUCUAAGAUUUUGGCACAAGCUCUGUAUAAAUUCAAAAAUACCAUCAGAGAUGUCAACUUGCAAGAUAUUUAUACUUCAAGAGACAGAUUUGAGAUUCCAAAAUCUUUAAGUGAGUUUUUCCCUGUUCUCUUGGAAAUGCCAAACUUAUCUGUGUUCAAUUUAUCUGAUAAUGCAUUAGGUCAAGAUGCAAUUGAUGUUUUAGAGGAUUUCAUCAGCAAAUGUAAAACUAUUGAAUAUUUUAUUUUGACCAACAACGGUUUGGGCCCAUUCUCCGGUGCAAGAGUCGGUAAAGCAUUGUACAAGUCUGCAAAACUAAGAGAAUCAGAUCCUGAAAACUCGAAGUUUUUGAAGGCUUUUUGGUGUGGCAGAAACAGAUUGGAAAACGGUUCAUGUGAGGCGUUAUCUUUGGGUUUCAAGGCAAAUUCAAAGUUGGAAGAAAUCAAACUGUAUCAAAAUGGUAUCAGACCUGCGGGUAUCUCAAAGUUAAUCAACUUUGGUAUCAAGCAUCUAUCGAACUUGAAAGUUUUAGAUUUACAAGACAAUACUUUUACUGUUCCUGGUUCCUACGCCUUGGCUAAUGCCAUUUCCACCUUACCACAGUUGAUAGAACUAAAUGUUAAUGAUUGUCUGUUAAAGGCAAAGGGUAUCAAAUUCUUUUUGGACAAGUUAGGUGAGAUUUCUGAUAAGUCAAAACUGCAGAUUUUGAGAUUGCAGUACAAUGAACUAGAGUCUGAUUCUUUAGAAACAUUGGUUAAAAUCUUGCCGAAUUUGAAAGAACUUUCCACAUUAGAACUAAACGGAAAUAGAUUUGAGGAGGAUUCUCAAUUGAUUGAAAAAAUUAAUGAAAUUUUUGAAGAGAAAGGUCUUGGUGAGUUGGAUGAGCUAGAUGACUUAGAAGAAAUAGACUCCGAUGAGGAAGAUGAUGAUGAUGGUGAUGAUGGUGAUGAUGAUGAUACAGAAGAGGCGGAAGAUACUAAGGUAGUCGAGGAAAGAUUAAAUGAAUUGGAAAGAGAGUUAGCGCAGACUCAUAUUUAA